AGAUUGGUUUUAUCAGUGUCUGACAUCAUCUUGGGUCGGAUCUCAAUAGAGACAGACUUUUGUCUGUUAUAUGUUAUAUGCUUUUUAAAAAAAAAUAUAUGAGAAACAGCUGUUAUAUUGCACUGUUAAAAGGCUGACUCCAUUGCUGGAACCAAAAACUUUACCUUGUAGAACAGGGUAGCAGCUGAUUCAUCUCUGCCCCACGUCACAGUUUAUUAUGUGAUUUUCAAUCGAUUAGUAAACGCCAACUUUUUUGUUUAACCGAUUCAUCAGUUCAAUUCAUUCAAGUAGUUUUUAUGAAAAUAGAAAAGUCAACAUUCUCUUCUGGUUUCUCUGCUAUUACUGGUUUCUCUGCUCCUCUGUGUAAAUUGAAUAUUUUUGGUGUGUGGACAAAACAAAACAUAAUCUUCAGGGUUUUGGGGGAACACGAUCGUUUUUUUUCAACCUUUUAUGAACCAAAAGACGAAUCGAUUACUCAAGAAAAAUAAUCAAAAGAUUUAUCGAUUAUGAAAAUAAGCGUUAUUUGCAAGCCCUAGUCUGAAUGUUCAAUAUCUGGUGGAAAGACUGACACAUGGAGAACAGACUUUAGUGAAGCUUGUUUUUUGUGUCCUCAGUGCUAAUUCAUCUGUCACGUGGCCUAUAAUACUAAUAAUCAUCGUGGAGACAUUAUGAAAAAAAACUAUCUCCUGAAGCACCGAACAGUGAAAGAAAAGUUUCACCUCACAUUGCUGCAGGUUCGUGUUAAAAGGCUCUUUAUGAGCCGCAAUGCACAGAGUUCAUCUGUGAGGAGCAAUAGUUUUACUGUCUGCCUCCUCCCCGACAGCAGGGGGCGCUCAGCCGCGGUUCAGGAAGCGGAAAUAGAACAUUCUACGGGACUGGUUUACGGCAGAGCGUUGAACAUUAUUAAGACUUCAUAAAUGGUGUACAGUACUGCAUACAAUUUUAGAGUCGAUAACGUUAAAUAUAAAUACAUUAAAUAAACGUUCACACUCUCUGUCGCUGUCAGUAACAUCGUUGAUGUAGUUUUUUUUUUAAAGGAAAUAAAACAGUUGCCGCUUUUAUUUUGAAAAGGCUCACACCGGAACGUGUAAAGUUUCAGCCGCUAACGUGAAACGCGCACUGCACCGUGCGCGACGUUUGGCCCCGAAUGUGACCCGAGUUUCACCACUUCCCUGGAUUCGUCUGGACGUUUGGACGAAGCGAAGAAAGUCCCGUCGGUUGUCUGGUCGGUUCUGUUGAACAGUGGCGCCCGGAAACCGGAGUUCCCGCUGGAAGUCGUGGGAGGUGUAAUGCGGAUUAGCGUCCGGCGGACACCAGACGCUUUACGGUCCUCACCUGAUCAGACAAUCCUCCUCGGUUUUCAGGUUCCCGUCCCUUCAGGUGAAGGCAUCCUUCGCUGUAACGCCCUGCAGGACCUCAUCUUGGCAGCGGCGUCUGUAGACACCGCAGACACCACGGACGCCUCGGGACCAGAUGUCGCUCGCGCUGGAAUCCCGGUGCAGCUGCUGGAACACCAGUGCUGCCUCCCAGCUCCAGACGCAGACUCCAGGCAGCUGCUGCCGGCAAUGGAGGGGAAGAGAAGGAAGUACCUCAUCGAGCAGAGCUUCUCUACGUACAACAUGAUCGUCAGGUUCCUGAGCCACAAGGUCCUUCCCAUGCAAAGCUGGAAGACCAGACUCGCUCUGAGGAGGAUGGCCACGCGCUUUAGCCUGAUAGACGGAGUGCUGAUGUACACCAGAGUCUCUCCUCCUGUCAGAGUGUCGCGCUGCAGAGAGGAGGUAAACGCCAUCCUGGAGCAGUUCCACGACAACCAGGGUCACCCCUCGUAUUUGUCCUGCCAGCGGGAGAUCACCAAGGGCGUACUACUGGAGCAACAUGACCCAGGACGUGGCCUCCCGGGUCUCCAGCUGCCGCGUCUGCCAAGACCAGAACACCGGGAAGAAGUGGCUCCGCUGCAGCAUCGACGACUGCAGGAACAGCUGCAGGCCGGUGGAGCGCGGCCUGGGCCUCACCUUCCACAAGUACCAGUUCAUCUCCGCUGAUGAACACACUCCUAGAUAUUGUGCAGGGUGCAAAAAUCGAAGCCGCCACGAGAUACAACCGUGCAGGAGAAGUGUGCUCGUCAGAUCUCUUUUUGUAACGUUUGUGUCACAGUUAAGCAGGAAGCAGGACCCAAAUGCAGAGGUGGCGAAAAAUAUUUAACAACAAAAGAAAACAGACGUCUCAGGAACAGACUGGGGAAAAACAACAGACAACCUGACCAAGACAAAGGGAAGCACAGAGGCUGUGUCCGAAAUCACCCACUCAUCACUCCCCCUCCUCACUAUAAAGGGAAUCCGUUGUAGUUCCAUAUAGUCACUCACCAGCUACGAUUUCGGACACUACUUGAGUCGCGAUGGUAAUUACGUUUUUGUCACAGGAUUAUGACGUAACUACGACGACGCCGGCCGGUGGACGAUCCUAUAAUCUUUAAAAUAUUUAAAUAUUUGAUGAUGACGUCGGCGAUGGCGACAUUAGAGCGGUAGGUUUGCCAGCAUCUGCCAGCGGAACGACAACAACGUGCUGCGUUCAACACACAACAAGGUCACAGGCAAAUAAUGUGUUGGAUUUCAUACAAUUAUUGUUUAAAAAAAAAAUCUGAACAGUAACUAGAGAUACUAUAGUUUCCUCUGAGAUGAUGAAAUGGAAAAACUCGAGGAGAGUAAAAGUACUCAGUUACUUCCACCACUGCUGAGAAUAAGAACGACCAUUGGCAAAAACAUGGCGAUCUUAGCAAUGUUAACGAAUUGGGUUUGGUUUCAUAAUAUUUAUGAUAAUACCUUUUGAAAAUUACUUAACGUGCCACGGCUUCACCUGAAUACUCUCCGUCAUCUCACACCACUCUGAAAAAGACAAACACUCAAACGACAAAGUGACAAAUCUUGUUUGAGUUACAGAAUCUUUUACCUGAAUUCAGAUGAUGUGACUGUUUUUGACUCAUCGAGUCAGAGGCAGCAGCCAGAGGAGCGGACAGAAGCGUGUGACUCU
This is a messenger RNA of Scophthalmus maximus (turbot), 3027 nucleotides long. RefSeq names its product D-aminoacyl-tRNA deacylase 2-like. The record is from RefSeq and is a predicted model, not a curated record. The transcript is spliced from 5 exons. The coding region runs from base 1290 to 2042 and encodes 250 amino acids. Lineage: Eukaryota; Metazoa; Chordata; Actinopteri; Pleuronectiformes; Scophthalmidae. Gene Ontology annotation, molecular function: D-aminoacyl-tRNA deacylase activity. Gene Ontology annotation, cellular component: cytoplasm.